AAACAUUCGGUGCAUUUGAUUCGUGAACGACAUUCUCAAUCGUCUGUUGACCUCUGUCUGAUUCUGAUGUUCGGUGACUCAUCUGUAGACUUCUUUGUAGACGGUACCAAAACGCAGUGUAAUUCACUACGUACUGGAGAUUCAAUAAAUACUGACUCGUCACCUCUUACUCGUGUGAAAUCGGCUUGCUUCGUCGGUUUUACUUGUCCUCUACCCCCUCACAUGCUUUCUGUUCACCGUGACUCCCUCGUAGAAGUAAGAGUAACCAGAGGGUAGAUUAGAAUAACACUUCAAGCGCUAUUUUUUCAUCCAUUGAUGAGUCUCUCAUUGAAGUCACCAAUAAUUUCCUGUUGUUCCAUCGAUAUAACCCCACCUUCUCAGACGUAUACCGUUAUCGAAUCAAUGGCAUGGUAGCGGGCUACCAGUAGUGAGUACUCUACAUCAUAUCUCAUAUCAACAGUAACACCAGCACUGUCAACUUGUUGUAUGCUGCAGUUGGACACCGACACAUGCGCUCAUAGUUCCGUUACGGAAAAAGGCCACGAAGGGUGACCUCGAAAAUCCACAGGAAAAGCUCGCUUGUUCCGAGACGGAGAAUAAGCCCGAAAUUACGGUUGAAGAGAAGACCAAAUUAUAGGAGCGAUACAGGCCCUUCGAUUCGUGCGACAGCUGCACGGAACAAGUAGUGGACUAUUCAAAGGAAAAUCUCCUCUACGGGUAAAGAUACGCACUCGUGGUGAAAAUACGGAAACGCUAGUUAAGGACUAGACAGUGAAACUGUACUACAUCCUGCGAGUGCGUGACACAAAUACUUGAAGACAAAUCAUGACGAUUUUGAACCGUGCUUCUUCGGUGCCAGCACUCAGGUUCCCUGUGGGAUCCGGGGGAAAGCAGAUUCCCAGUGGCUUUCAGGGCGCACCGAGCUACAGUUUUGGAGCUGAAGUGUACUGAAGGCUUUUUUUGUUCUCUCAAAUUCCAUCUCCAUGAGGUGGAAAAAGCAGGUUCGUCUUGAAAAAUAAGUAUGAUGCAUCGUGUUUCUAUCACAUCAUGAUCAUCAUGACCUGAAUAGUACACCAAGAACUAGGAGAUUAGAAGUCGAGAUCGCAUUAUAAUGACCCCUUCUGGCCUUUCCUCCAUCCACAUCCAGGUAUUGCAAAACUAGGGCGUCACCACGCUCCAGUUAUCUUGGAGUUAUAGAGACACCGGGUCCGGGCACUUAUAACAUGGACAAGAUACCUCCAGAGGUGCGCACGAUGCCCCGAUAUAGCAUGGGCAAACAGCUUCGCGACAAAGACAUGGCUAUUGCACCUGCACUUGUCAAUCGAACGUACUGAAUUAGUUUUACUAUGAUCUAGAUGAAGACACAUUUUUCUGGUGAAGAUGUUGUUGUACUAGGUGCAACAGCCAAAUGUUGAAUAAAGGUACUUGAAUGUUCUCCUUCCUAUUCGUCCUCUCUUUCGGGCAAAGAUAAAUUGUUCAGGUACGUGUCCCACAAGAAUGUUACAGUUCCGGGUCCUGGACAGUACGAAGCCGAUGUAAUGACGCUAAGAAAAGCGGCUCCACUUUAUAGUCAUGGUCACCGAAGACCAAUCGCGAAGGGCUAUUGGUCAAGGCCGAAUCCAGGACCCGACGUCUACAGAAAAGAAAAUACACAUAGUAAGUCCUUUCUGUGACAUUUGUUAUUUGGCUUUGGUAUCUCUUGCUAUUGCUUGAUAGGAUCAAUACAGACGACGUAGUUGCUGCCGUAACUUACCUUAUCGGAUUGACAACUAAAAAGCUUUAUUGUCGAUUUACCUCUAAAACUACAGGGCUGCUACAACGCGAAUUCCCACGGUGGACUUUUGGACGAGAAGACGGAAGAAAAAAGAGCUCUGAGGUGAAAACGUCGACAACCCGGGUUGUCGGUCCUGGAACCUACCGUCAUGCAACAUGUCUCGUUCCAACGUGAAUCACGGUGGCUCUCUCCCUAUAAGGUUGCGUGGCGAGAGGGUUAUGCUGCUGAAGAUCGUCAUACUAGGUUCAAUGUUGUGAAGAGCAUGCUUCAUAUUCACGUGGCAGGUUUAAAUUGUUGCACGUGUGUCUUUUUUGUGCAUGAAUAGAUUUGGUUGUCAUGCUCUACAUUAGGUAGUCGAAACAGCAUAGUAAUCCACACUUCUACUUCACGAUUCUACCGAUGCCCAUUGUCAUUGUCUUGUCCGUCUUUUUUGCAAACACCUUGAGGAAAUCUGCGAAUCAAUAGAAUUCUUUCGAAAAAAUUAUGAACAUCAACAUAUUAU
This is a messenger RNA of Amoebophrya sp. A25, 2276 nucleotides long. Lineage: Eukaryota; Dinophyceae; Syndiniales; Amoebophryaceae. The record is from the annotation of a GenBank genome assembly.